GCCACAAGAGUGAUGUUUGAAACAGGUACAGAGAAACCUUUGCCCAAAAAUGUCCCGAUGGCCACUCCAGAGGCGAUUGAGUUUAUGUCCAGCGUGGGAGAAGAGGAGCUGGGCCUUUGCCUGUUUGCCGAGUCCUUAUACACGGUGUCUGACCUCGGAGAGGAAUUGGGGUCCUUCACGGUCAGCGUGCAGCCUGCGUACUACGAGCUGGAAGGAUACGAGCAUGAGAAGUGCUUCCUUGUUCAUGCCUCCAGCCAGGGCUCCGUCGAUGGCGUUCCGUGCGGCACCUCGAUAGUUGGCUACGUUUCGCAGAAAUUAGAAACGCUGGAGCAGCAUCACCACGAAUAUAUAAAGGUUCGGGGGCAUUGUGUGGAUAAGAAGACUCACAUGCGGAGGCAAGGAGACCGGCUGGUGAUUACGCGAGUUAUUACGGAGGGCGAGAAAGUGCGAAAUGAAAGUACUUCUCAUCCCUCGAGCCUGCUGAGCGGGUGGGUUUCCGAGGCGUCCAGCCUGCUGAUUAUGCGGAUUUUGGCUCGGAGGAAGAUAUCAGAACGCUUGGUGUUCCUGGCUUUCGACGCGGAGAUGAAUUUGUGCGCGUCGAGCUAUAGCGAGCUGGGAUCGCGCACGCAGCUGAUUGGAAGAGACACGGCGGAGGUUUACGGCAUAGAGCAUACAGUCGAUUCCGACGACAUCCCCGUCGCGUGGCACUGCCACUUCCUCACAGACGGACAUUUGACAAGUCGGGUCCAGAUAGGAUCGCCCGUUUAUUUUACGCUCACAAAGAUGCCAAUAUUAUCAGAAGCAGAGGAAAGUGACCCAAAACCAGUGUUCGAAAAGAAGCCUCUCAUUUGGCAGGAGGACAUGCAGUUACUUUCUGAAUUCCAGGACAGAAAGGAGGAGCUCGUGGCCGACCAUAACACCUACCUCCGCCGGCACCCCGAAAUCAAGAUACUCCUCGCAGAUUUCAUGCAGUUUUUACUCCUGCGGAAGCCUGAUGACAUCAUUACAUUCGCAGCAGAGUUUUUUGGACCAUUCUCCACAAACCAAAGACGUGGAGACUCUUUCCUGUCAUCCCGCAUCUCCAACCCGUUCCGGAACGAGAAAUAAAAGGAAAUAAAGACUUUAAACUAGAGGCGGCUUAACGCUGAUGAGACCUUUAUCGUUUUACUUAAUCUAUUUAGCUACGCCUGUAGGUGGAAGCUCAUGUAGAUCAGACGUUAGCAGCUACACGAAGGACAACUCAGUCUCUUGUUAAUGAACCAAAACCUUUAUUUUUGAACAUUAUAGGUUACAGCUGCCCUUUGUUAAUAGGAACGUGAUACACUUCAGUCAUCAAU
Molecule: messenger RNA, 1337 nt
Organism: Spea bombifrons (plains spadefoot toad)
Lineage: Eukaryota; Metazoa; Chordata; Amphibia; Anura; Pelobatidae
Gene: CATIP
Product: ciliogenesis associated TTC17 interacting protein
Exons: 10
Coding region: 13-1107 (364 amino acids)
Biological process (GO): actin filament polymerization; cilium organization
Source: RefSeq, a predicted model, not a curated record